Messenger RNA from Dromaius novaehollandiae (emu), 3097 nucleotides. It is a transcript of the gene DNAAF2, whose product is annotated as dynein axonemal assembly factor 2. The record is from RefSeq and is a predicted model, not a curated record. The transcript is spliced from 3 exons. Gene Ontology annotation, cellular component: cytoplasm. Bases 1 to 2280 code for a protein of 759 amino acids. NCBI's taxonomy places the organism in Eukaryota, Metazoa, Chordata, Aves, Casuariiformes, Dromaiidae. Gene Ontology annotation, biological process: cilium-dependent cell motility; axonemal dynein complex assembly; epithelial cilium movement involved in extracellular fluid movement.
AUGGCGGGCGCGGAGCGGCUGGAGGACCUGGAUCUCAGCGCCGAGGAGGUGGAGCGGCUCCGAGGGGCCUUCCGCGACGAGCAGUUCCGGGCGCUGCUCGCCGACUACGCGGCGGAGCUGGCCGACCCGGAGCAGCGGCGGCUGUACGAGGAGGAGGUGACGGCCCUGGAGCGGGAGCGCGGCGUGGAGGUGCGCUUCAUCCACCCCACGGCGGGCUACGUGCUGCGCACCAGCCAGGCCGGCACCCGCCGCUGCUACCUCAACGUCUGCAGCAACCCGCACCUGGGCCGGCCGCAGCCCCGCGCCGAGCCCGGCGGCCUCCGCUGGGCCCUGCCCUACAGCCUGGCGCCGGGCCGCGAGGAGCUGGGCCGCGGCGGCCGCCGCCGCCUCGUCUACGACGUGGUUUUCCACCCGGAGGCGCUGCGCCUGGCCGCCCGCAGCGCCCGCUUCCGCCGCCUGCUCAGCGACACGGCGCUGGAGGCGGUGGAGCGCCGCUUCGCCGUGCAGCUCGACCGCGCCAACGCCACCGUCCUCCGCGGCGCCAAGUACAAGGGCGUCCCGCAGGCGCCCGUCAUCCGCAGCCCGCUGCCCGGCGGCCCCCCGCCGCCGCCGCCCGGCGACGACGGCGGCGGCUCCCCGUUGCCGCCCUUCCCCUACCCCUGCCCCGCCACCCCCCCGCCGCCGCCGCCCCCGGCCGGCCCCGCCGCCUCCCGGCCCGCCGGCCCCACCGUGCCGCGCUGGAGCCUGCGGCACCGCUCCUACGUGGACCUGCAGGACUACCGGUGCUGCCGCGACGCGGCGCCCAGCCCCGUGCCGCGCGAGCUGGUGCUCACCGUGGAGCUGCCGCUGCUGCGCUGCGCCGCGCAGGCCGCGCUGGAGGUGCGCGGCCGCCAGCUGCGCCUCGACUCGGAGCGGCCCGCCUACCGCCUGCGCCUGCGCCUGCCCUACGCCGUGGACGAGGGCCGCGGCCGCGCCGCUUUCGACAAGGCCAAGCGGCAGCUCGUGGUCACGCUGCCCGUGCUGCCGCCGCCCGCCGCGCAGCAACGGCGCGGGGGGGCCGAGCCCGCCGCCGCCGGGCCGCAGGGGCCGGACGAGCCCGCGGAGCAGGCGGCUGAGGCGGGCGGCGGCGGCGCGGAGUCUCCUCCCCCCGCGGCUGAGGAGCCGGGCCCCGGCCGGGACACCGCUGCGGGCCCCCCCGGGGGCCAGGCCCCGCCGGCGGCCACCGGCGACAUGGCUCUUGCCCCGGGCUGCGCCGCCCUGUGCCCUCCCUUCCAGUGUCGCCAGGAUGAGGCCUCGCUCACCCUGCUGCUGCAGGUGCCUGGCAUCCUGCCCCAGAGCCUCCGCGGUGACCUGGGUGCCCACCACUACCACCUCCACUUCUCCAGCCCCGCCGGCUCCUACGCCCUCUGCCUCCAGUUCCCUCCGGAGAACAGCUUGGCUUCGCCGGAGAGCAGCAUCGACGUGUCUGCCCACAACGCCGCCAUCACGCUCGCCAAAGCCCCCGGCAGCACAGGGCCCUGGAAGAAGCUCUGCUUUGGCCCUGACACCUCCGCGCUGCAGGAAAGAUUGUUUGUCAGUGAAGAAAAUGUCGAUGGAUUUCUAGACACUGUUUUGUGUCCUUCCUUUUGCAAACAGUCAGUACUGGAAAGUCAGCCGUUAAUUGAAGUACUUGAUGUCACUGAGGACAAAAGUCAAAUCAGGUUACAGCCACGGGAGGCAGCUCAUUCUGAACAAGGUGAAAAAGAACGAACGGUUAACGGCCCAGGAAGAGAUGAGCUUGCUGAAAAGAGGAACAGCGCCGACCUCCAAACAAAGACAGAAACUAACUGCACUGCAGCUGACACGGUUGAAGAACAUGCUACGGAAACCAGCACCACUUCCACGUCUUUUGUAUCAGCUGAAACAAUAGGAAAAGUAGGUUGUAGUUCACACCAUUGUUUGCAGUUUGAACCUUCUGACACCAGUUUAGCAGUCCCUGGCAAAUCUGAGGGCAGUGAACCAGAUUUAGAUGGUGCUUUCACAGCAGGCGAAACGGCCACAUCCGCAGAGGCAGCAAAACAAGCAGGCCUUCGUUCGGAAGGGCCGGCGAAAACGGAAGGGGGUGAAGUGGCCGCGUGCGCGGAGCCCGCACACACGAAGCAACGCAGUUCGGCCUGCAGGCCAGCUUCGCCGGUUCUCCGAGAAGUGAACGCGCAGGACGGAAGCGUGCAGGUCAUUAGGGAUCACACGACUCACUGUGCGGUUGCUUUUCAGAAUUCUUUGUUGUAUGAAUUGGACUAAUUUCAGUAUUUUAGGAUUUCCUUCUGUUGUUCAGUGCUUACUGUGACUUCCAGGUACUGGUCUAGGACUUCAGGGCUAAAAGUAGAGAACAGGUUCCUAUGUAAACCGUCUUGUUUACAUGUCAACUUAGAAUACUUACUCUGUUACUAAUUUUGAAGUUAAUAGGUCUGAAUUUUAAUCAAAUUUAUGGCCUGAAAUGUUUACUUACAAGAAAAGAAUGAUGCAUUUGAGUAGUUAAUAUGAGGUGAAUUUGAGCUCCUGGAAGAAAAUGCAUCUUCAUUGUUUAUAUAACUUAAUCUGUCGGUAAAUUACAUACGCUAUUUUUAUAUAGACUUUUUUUUUUCUAAUGAUGCUCUCAGGAAUUGUUGUAUUUAGUCCACCUAGAAAUAAGCAGUAUUCAUCGUUUUUCAAAACAUUCAUUUUGUGAUAAACGUAGGAUUAGAGUACCAGUGAUUUUUAGCAAUCAAAUGAAAUUUCUAAUUACAUGGAGAAGUUCUAAUUAGUCUGCUAGAAGUGAUCAACACUUACACCGCGUAUUCUAUCCUAGUACCUCACUUCAGAUACACAGGAUCCAAACACGCCGUCGUCUGUCAGUCAAAGGAACACAUUCAGUUCACAGUAAAAACCUCAUCUGUUCUUGCAAGCCUGGUACUAAGUAUUUACAGUUUGUAAAAUAGAGUCAAUUUAUCCAACCUGGACCUACAUUUCUAAGCCAGUUGCUCAAGAACUUCAGCAUGCUGUUUCCCACUUCAUGUAUCUCUGAAGUGCAGUAACCAAAAGGCUGUUUCUAAUAAUAAUAAACUUUCAGUUCCCUUUC